Molecule: messenger RNA, 1852 nt
Organism: Rhagoletis zephyria (snowberry fruit fly)
Lineage: Eukaryota; Metazoa; Arthropoda; Insecta; Diptera; Tephritidae
Product: maltase A3-like
Biological process (GO): carbohydrate metabolic process
Source: RefSeq, a predicted model, not a curated record
CCGAUGGCAUGUAUAAAAGCGCCAAUGCAGCAGUUAACGCCACAGUAUUACGUCCAGAAGACAAUUGAAUCAAACGAUGCUAAACUUUCUAAAAUUUCUAGCACUCUUUGCGCUGCUCUCCGCGGCUGCAAGUACAGCAACAAACACAGCUUGGUGGAAAAGCGCCUCAUUCUACCAAAUAUACCCACGCUCCUUCAAGGACAGCGAUGGCGAUGGCAUUGGAGACUUGAGAGGCAUUACCCAACAUCUGGUCUACCUCAGGGAAAUCGGCAUUGAUGCUACUUGGCUGUCGCCCAUUUUUACAUCACCCAACGCGGACUUUGGUUAUGAUGUGUCCAAUUUCACCGAAAUCGACAAAAUGUAUGGCACAUUGGAAGACUUCAAGGUUCUUCUCGCAAACGCAAAACAAUUGGGCGUGCGAAUCAUUUUGGACUUUGUACCGAACCACUCCAGUGAUGAAUGCGAAUGGUUUAUUAAGUCUGCCAAGAAUGAUCCGGAAUAUAAGGACUUCUACAUUUGGCAUCCGGGCAAAAUAUCCGAAAAUGGCACUCGAGUGCCGCCAAACAAUUGGAUAAGUAAUUUUCGCGGUUCGGCGUGGACGUGGAAUGAAGAUCGUCAAGAAUACUACCUACAUCAGUUCCACGCCAAGCAGCCAGAUCUCAACUACAAUAAUCCAAAAGUGCGCGAAUUCAUGAAGGAUGUGCUGCGUUACUGGUUGCGCUUGGGUGUUGCCGGCUUCCGUGUCGACGCUGUGCGAUAUAUCUACGAAAUAGCUGCCGAUGCGGACGGCAAUUAUCCUGAUGAGCCCCGUAACACUGAAGUUAAUGACCCCGAAGACUACCUGUCCCUACAGCACAUCUACACUACAGAUCAACCUCAGUCGCUUGAAGUGAUUUAUGAGUUUCGUCAGGUCUUGAAGGAAUUCGAUGAGGAGCUGGGUGGCGACGAACACAUCCUCAUGACCGAGGCAUAUUCGCCAAUUGAUGUGGUAAUGCAAUACUACGGAAAUAGCUCCACAGAUGGCGCUCAAAUACCUUUCAAUUUCCAACUAAUCGACUAUUUGGACAAACAUUCUAAUGCUUACCACUACUCUGAACUCAUAAACAAAUGGCUGGAAAGCAUGCCAGCCGGGCGCGUAGCCAAUUGGGUAUUAGGCAAUCAUGACCAGAGUCGCAUUGGUACUCGUUUAGGCGCCGAUCGCAUUGACUUGAUCAACGUAAUGCUGAAGACCUUGCCUGGCGUAAGUGUCACCUAUCAAGGCGAGGAGAUUGGCAUGACGGAUGUUUGGAUUUCUUGGGAAGAGACCGUCGAUCCACAAGGUUGUCAAUCGAAUCCAGAAGUAUAUGAACGUCUAAGUCGUGAUCCGGUGCGUACGCCCUUCCAGUGGAAUGACGGACACAAAGCCGGCUUUACCGAGGGCAAUGCAUCAUGGUUACCUCUGGCUGAGGAUUAUAAACUGGUGAAUGUGAAGCGUGAACGAGGCAUUGCUUAUAGUCAUCUAAAUGUGUACAAGCGGCUCCAGGAAUUGCGUGCACAAAAUACAAUCCGCGAGGGAGAAACUGAAGUGAAGGCUGUCAACGCAAAUGUAUUGGGCAUUAAGCGAUACCUCACUGGUGAACGAACAUUCGUUGUACUCUUGAAUCUAAACGACGUAUUUCAAACGAUCGACUUGAAUGCCACUUUUAAUGAUCUACCCACUGUAUUGGAGUAUGUAUUGGUGAUGGAUAGAGGUUUGAGACGAAAGGGGUAAGAUAUUCUUAAGCUCCUCUUUGCCCACUUAACUUAACUUUAAUUCUUAAAUUUAACUUUUUAGUGACAAGGCUAAAAGCAACUUCAUUGUACUGCUUCCUAA